This is a messenger RNA of Chenopodium quinoa (quinoa), 1690 nucleotides long. RefSeq names its product NDR1/HIN1-like protein 6. Lineage: Eukaryota; Viridiplantae; Streptophyta; Magnoliopsida; Caryophyllales; Amaranthaceae. The coding region runs from base 564 to 1574 and encodes 336 amino acids. The transcript has a single exon. The record is from RefSeq and is a predicted model, not a curated record. Gene Ontology annotation, cellular component: plasma membrane.
GGGAGUACCAAGGUCAAUAUUUUAGGUGAAAACUAAGGUUUAUUUUGGUGAAGGGACACAUCGAUCAACUUAAUUUUUACAUUUUUUUUUUCAGAACAAACAGGAGGAGGGGCAAUUUUUUACAUUUGAGGUGUAUGUUCAUGCAUUUAGCAAUUACUUAAUGUAAACAUAUUUUAAUCUCCAAAAUCAUAAUAGAAGAAUAUUUUCUAUUUAUUUAGUUAUUUUUUUAAAGGCAAUAUUCAUCUAUCCAUGGAGAGGAUAGAAAACUUUUCCAUCUACAAAGUUUACACUCUUCAACAUAGAAUUAAGAUAAGCAUAUUAAGGCACACCAACAGUAGCAAAAAGGGAGCCAAAGAAAGAUUGCUUGCCUCCCUUGCUGAACUAUUAUGUGAUACUUUACCUUUCUAUCAAUCUUCUUCCUCACUUUCAGCUGUUAUUCUAAGUGACAAUUCUUUUUCUUUCCUUCACCACCUUCAAACACUAUCUCCUUUUCUUACAUUAUUUAGCUCUUUACUGCCACUGCUUCGCUAUUUUCUUUCACCCCUCUCUCACCAUCUAUAUUCAUGUCUCGGUAUGGAGACACCAACCCUCAUUUCUGGCCCGACCAGCCUGAUUUUCCGGCACCACAGCAUAUUCAGCCAGAACCAAGGCAACCUUGGGACGGUCAUCUUCAUCAUCCUGAUAAUGUUCAACAGCCUGAUAUGAUACAUGUAAGGCCUCGGCAAAGGCAGUCAUCCCCUCAUCCACCACCCCCCAUUGCACGCCCUCCGAGAAGCCCUCCUGAACAUGCCCAUCAACUGCCCUCAAGCCUGCCACAGCGUCAUCGCCCCCCAAGUCCACAGCGGCAACACCCCAUACCACUUUCCCGCCCUGUUGAGGGGCCACCUUUGGGAAGCACCCAAGUACGGCCCAAGCCCCAUUCACAGCACCCUCGCCCACACCAUGUGAGCUUUGAACAUGGUGCUCCCCCGCCCCGGGAGAACUUGGUGUACCCUACACCAACCAGGACCAAGCCACUAACAUGGUUUGGAGCAGUCUUCUGUGUGAUCCUAUGGUUAGUCAUAAUACUGGGAGGCCUCCUGGUGCUCAUAAUAUACCUCGUAUACCACCCGCGGACCCCACACUUCGAGAUAUCAAGUGCAUCCCUCAAUGCUGCAUAUCUCGACAUGGGCUACCUCCUCAACUCUGACAUCACAGUGCUUGCCAAUUUCACAAAUCCAAAUAAGAAGGUGAACGUAGAUUUCAACUAUGUGGUCUUACAGCUUUACUUUGACAAGCACCUCAUUGCUAAUCAGUACAUCGAGCCAUUCUCAGCUUUUAACACAGAAUCCAAGCUUGCCAAUGUGGAGUUUGUAAGCAGCCAGGUUAGGCUUCCAUUGAGUGUCACACAGCAGCUCAUUGCACAGAUACAGAGAAAUAGGAUUUCACUUGAAGUUGAUGGAAUUUUUCAUGUAAGAUCGAAUUUCGGAAGCCUAUUAAGAUACUCUUAUUGGUUGUAUGGCCACUGUCAAAUUGAAUUGACAGGCCCCCCUAGUGGUGUUAUGUUAACCAGCCAUUGUAGGACAAAGGACUGAAGCAUUCUUAGGCAGACAGGACCAGAUUUUUUAAAAAUUUGUUUUUGUAAAUUUUUGAGUUUGAGAUUUAUUAAUUUUAUCAUUCAACCAUUAAUACAAAUUUCCAUCAAUGGAUA